This is a messenger RNA of Capra hircus (goat), 1539 nucleotides long. It is a transcript of the gene IZUMO3, whose product is annotated as IZUMO family member 3. The record is from RefSeq and is a predicted model, not a curated record. The coding region runs from base 232 to 954 and encodes 240 amino acids. The transcript has 7 exons. Lineage: Eukaryota; Metazoa; Chordata; Mammalia; Artiodactyla; Bovidae.
ACUCCCCAGCUGGUAGUUCCCUCUGUCUGGAAUGAAGGAUAAAAGUCAGAAAACAACCAAAGAUCCUUAGAAAAAUGAGAUUGCCUAGAAGUGGGAUGGAAACAGAGGGAAAGGUGGAGUCAGACUACCCAAGACAAGGCUCUCCCUACUGGAGUUUUGAAGGAAAGGGAACUAGGUGAACCAGUUGCCAGGACAACCUGCUGUUGGGGCAAGGGCAGUCGGGGCAAGGAUAUGGGAGACCUGUGGCUGCUCCUGCUCCUGCCCCUGUCCCUGGCAGCCUUCCAUGGGGUCAAAGGCUGUUUGGAAUGUGACCCCAAAUUCAUCGAGGAAGUUAAAUCCUUACUUGGAAAGUUGGUACCCCCAGAAGUCCCUGGCCGAACUCAUAUGCUUGAACGGCAGAUGGAGGAGAUGAUCCGUUUAAGCUUCAAGGUCUCCCACAGGGACAAGAUGCUUCGGGUGUUGGCUGUUCAAAAGGUUGUCGAUUUGAGAACAUGGCUGAAGAUCGAACUUGAUAAACUGAGCAAGGAAACAUGGAAAGGUGUUUUUAUCCUUCAAGGCAGGCUUCUCGAUAUCCGCAAAAACCUGGACUCCAGACUGGAAAAACUAUUAAAGAAAUUCUCUGAAGUUGCUUGUUCUGAAGAUUGUGUUGUGACUGAAGGUCCUAUCCUGGAUUGUUGGACAUGUCUUCGCAUCACGUCUCGAUGUUUCAAGGGAGAAUAUUGUGAAGAGGACGAUCCAAAGAAGGCUGAGAAUCGAGAAAUUGGACUAUUUCUGAUACUAUUAGCAGAAGGUGUAAUACUGGGAGGUGUUUUGCUACUAUUCCAUUUUUGCAUCUCUCAUCGGAGGAAAAUGAAGGCAAUACGAAGGUCAUUAAAGAAAUACUUGGAGAAGAAACUUGAAGAAUUAAUGGGGGUAAAGGAUGAGAAGGAGAAAGAUCUCAGAGGCAGAGAAUAAAUACAUAGACACAGGCAGGAGGUCUUUCGUAAUUUUCUUAUGUGUUGACUCUGAGUAGAAAAUCAGGAAUUAAGCUCUUUUGCAGUCAUAAAGUCAAAGUAUUCUAAAACUGAAUUUAGUUUCUCUGGUAAAGAUCCUUUCCGAUAUCCUGAGGGCAACGGAAGCAAACAUUUUAUUGGAAAUUGGACAGAAAGCAAUGCUAGUAUGUAGCAACACACAUGAAAGAUAGUACACUACAUAAUAACAAAGAGAGAAUGGUAAUCUAAGAUUCCACAGAAAAGGUAAUAAAGACGAGUUUUAUUUCUCAUUCUAUCAGUCUAAGCAUCCAAACAAUGGACUUAAUGUGUGUAACUAUUACCAACAAAAUUUUAAGUAUGGUUUUGGUUCUUUUGUUUUAAAAAAAAGCAAAAUAAAAGACGUGGAAUCAAUUUUCUGAUAGUGUAGACUCCAUUUAGGAUAAUGAUGAAAUAGAUGAAAAACUUAUGCUUGCAGAACAGAACUUGUCACUUUUCUAAACUUGUUUUUUUCUAUGAUGUCAACCCACGUUCAAUUUAUUAUAAAUAAAGUUCUUUGUAAUCACAUUUU